This is a messenger RNA of Eruca vesicaria subsp. sativa (arugula), 1701 nucleotides long. Lineage: Eukaryota; Viridiplantae; Streptophyta; Magnoliopsida; Brassicales; Brassicaceae. The record is from the annotation of a GenBank genome assembly.
AUGGCGGUUUAUCCUAACGUUAAUGGCGAUAAAAAACACUGGUGGUUCACUCAAAGAAAGCUUGUUGAUAAGUACAUUAAAGACGCAAGGACUUUAAUGGCAAGUGAGGAGCUUAAUGACGUCACUUCAGCUGUUCAUUUACUAGACGCAGCCUUGUCCAUAUCGCCUCGUCUGGAGACGGCGUUAGAGCUUAAGGCUAGAUCUCUUCUCUUCCUCCGUCGUUUUAAAGAAGUCGCCGAUAUGCUUCAAGAUUACAUCCCCAGUCUUAAGCUGGCUACUAACGAAGAAGAAGCUUCACCUCCUUCAUCUGAAGGCUCCUCCUCCUCAUCCUCAUCCUCCUCACGCGACGGGGUCAAGCUUCUAUCCGACGCUUCCAUGCCGGGACGUGAGUCGUCGUUUAAAUGCUUCUCUGUUUCUGAUUUGACCAAGAAAGUGAUGGCAGGGAUUUGUAAAAAAUGCGACAAAGAAGAGCAAUGGAGGUACGUUGUGUUGGGGCAAGCUUGUUGCUAUCUCGGACUAAUGGAGGAUGCGAUGGUUCUCCUUCAAACCGGCAAACGUCUCGCCUCCGCCGAGUUUCGUCGCCGGAGUAUCUGCUGGUCCGACGACAGCUUCACUCUCCUCUCCGAAUCCUCAUCAACGUCUCCACCACGCAACCUCACAGAGAGCGAGAACUUCACUCACCUCCUCGCUCACAUAAAGCUCCUUCUCCGUCGCCGCGCCGCCGCGAUCGCCGCACUAGACGCCGGACUUUUCUCCGAGUCGAUCCGUCACUUCUCAAAGAUCGUCGACGGCCGGCGUCCUGCGCCUCAAGGCUUCCUCGCCGAAUGCUAUAUGCAUCGAGCCACCGCGUAUAGAUCAGCAGGUCGAAUCGCGGAGGCGAUCGCCGAUUGCAACAAAACCUUAGCUCUCGAGCCGUCGUGCAUCCAGGCGCUGGAGACUAGAGCCGCGCUUCUAGAGACAGUACGGUGUUAUCCGGAUUCGCUUCACGAUCUUGAGCACUUGAAGCUACUGUACAACACGAUUCUACGUGAUCGGAAGCUUCCAGGUCCGGCGUGGAAACGCCACAAUGUGAAAUACAGAGAGAUCCCUGGGAAGCUUUGCGUGUUGACCACGAAAACGCAGAAACUGAAGCAGAAGAUCGCAAACGGAGAGACUGGAAACGUCGAUUAUUACGGUUUGAUCGGAGUGAGACGCGGUUGUACCAAAUCGGAGCUGGAUCGAGCUCAUCUAUUGCUGUGUCUUAGAUACAAACCUGAUCGAGCCUCGUCUUUCAUCGAUCGGUGUGAGUUCACGGAUCAGAACGAAGUUGAUUCGGUUAGGGAUCGAGCGAAGAUGUCUUCGCUGUUGCUUUACCGUUUGAUUCAGAAAGGAUACUCCGCUGUGAAGGUCAUCAUUGCCGAGGAGGCGGAGGCUGCGGAGAAACGGAGAAAGAACGCUGCGGCGGUUCAAGUUCAAACGCCAAUGCACAAGGUUGAAGAACAGAGAGCGGUUAAAAAAUCCGUUGUGAUCAAGAUAACCGAGUUUACUGAACCGAAAGCUGUGGAGAAAUCUAAGAUGACCGAGAAUACUGAACCGAAACCGGUUAAUUCCAAUGCGUACCAAGGAGUUUUCUGUAGAGAUCUCGCUGCGGUUGGGAACCUACUAACCCGGGCUGGUUUCAACCAUCCGAUUCCGGUUAAAUAUGAAGCUCUCACCUGCUAA